GCUGCCUGGCUGAGGGGCUGGAGCCCACAUGCUUCGAGAGCAGCGAGGACAUCGGCGGCGUCUGGCGCUACACGGACUCCACAGACAGCAGGAGGAUCACUGUGUACCGCUCAGUCAUCACCAACACCUCCAAGGAGAUGUCCUGCUUCAGUGACUUCCCCUUCCCCGAGGAUUUUCCCAACUACCUGCCCCACAGCCUGGUCCUGGAAUACCUCAGGAUGUACGCCCGGCACUUCGACCUCCUGCGGCACAUUCGCCUCCAGACCACAGUUCUCAGUGUGAGGAAAUGCCCGGAUUUCAGCACCUCAGGCCGGUGGGAGGUGGUCACUGAGAGCCGUGGUGUCCGUGAGUCCCACGUCUUCGACGCUGUCAUGGUUUGCACCGGCCAUUACCAGGAGCCCUACUUGCCAUUGGCUUCUUUCCCAGGCAUUGAAAGUCGCUUCAAAGGGCAAUACCUGCACAGCUGGGAGUACAGGGACGUGCAGGCUUUCCGUGGGAAGCGCGUCUUGGUGCUUGGCAUCGGCAACACCGGUGGGGACCUGUCCGUGGAGCUGAGCCGAGUGGCUGAAAAGGUGUUCCUCAGCACCAGGAGCCACACGUGGGUCGUCAGCCGGGUCUCAGACCACGGCUUCCCCUUGGACAUGGUCAGCACCACCCGCUUCAACUCCCUCCUGGACUGGCUUCUCCCAUCAGCACUCACAAGGAGGAUCAAGUUUCGGAAGUUCAAUUCAUGGUUCAACCACACAAACUAUGGCUUGGCCUCCAGCAAAAGGUGUUUUUUCUGGUUCUCCAAAUUUAAGAUGAUUAUCAAUGAAGAGCUGCCCUUCUGCCUCCUCUCUGGGACUGUGGUGUUGAAGCCCAACGUGAAGGAGUUCACUGAAAGCUCUGCUGUUUUCGAAGACGGCACAACCGAAGGAAACAUUGACGUGGUGCUCUUUGCCACGGGCUACAACUUCUCCUUCCCCUUCCUCGAGGAGUCUGUUGGGGGCACCAUCCACGACAACCGCUCCCUCUACAACUGCAUCUUCCCUCCCCAGCUGGAGCAGCCCACGCUGGCCAUCAUUGGCCUGAUCCAGCUGACAGGCUCCAUCAUGGUGGGCUCAGAGAUGCAGGCUCGCUGGGUCACAGGGGUCUUUGCAGGCUGGAACAAGCUGCCUCCCCCCAGCAGGAUGAUGGCUGAGGUUUUGAAGAGGAAGCCAGCAGUCAAAAGGUGUGUGCCGUCUGAGAGGGAGAACCUGAAGAUGAGUUUCAUCAGCUACGUGGACAAAAUUGCUGCGUGCGCCGGCGUCAAGCCCAGCGUGUUGAGGCUGCUGCUGACAGACCCCCAGCUGGGCCUGGCCAUCUUCUUUGGGCCCUGCUCCCCCUACCAGUACCGGCUGCAGGGCAGGGGCAGCUGGAGCGGGGCCAGAGCUGCCAUCCUCACCCAGUGGCAGCGCUCCCUGCGGCCCCUGAGGACACGGAUGCUGGGUGACAGCUCCAGCAGCUCCUGGGGCUGGAGCUGGAUGUGCCUCCUGGCUCUGCCAGCAGCUCUCACUGCAGCUUGGCUCUGCUCCAAACACCCCCAGCCAGGCUGGAGCCCCCGGCUGUAGGAGGAACACGGAGAGAUGUGAUGCCAGGUGAUGUGGGCAUGGUGCAAAGCUGUGCCAGUCUCUCGGUUUGGGAAGACAGGAAUCUGCUAAGGAAGGCAGGAGCCUCCCCUGAAAUGGAGAAUGUAAACCCUCCCCACCCCUCCUAAUUGCUAUAAAUUUUAAAUUAAGGGCCUCUCAGGCAAAAAAUAUGGGAGCAGGAAAUAACAGUUCUUUAAUAGGGAAAAGAAAAGUAAUAAAGGAUAAAAUAAACAAUGCAGUACACCAGAACAACACUGACAGAGU
Molecule: messenger RNA, 1871 nt
Organism: Agelaius phoeniceus (red-winged blackbird)
Lineage: Eukaryota; Metazoa; Chordata; Aves; Passeriformes; Icteridae
Source: RefSeq, a predicted model, not a curated record